AUGGCCAGGGCUCAGCUCAGCUCCUGGCUGCUCCUGUGUGUGUUUGCUGCAUCCCAGAGGCUGACAGACGAACAUCCUCACAGAGGCACCAGCACAGCCCGUCGUGGCCCAGAGGACGCUGGCAUCAUGUUAGAGAUGCUCUGGGGAAGGCUGGAUAUUCAGGCCAACGGGACAAUCCUGCUGCAGGAUGAAGAGCUGGCCUCCCUACGCCCGGCACGGCGGUUCCUGCAGAUUUUAGAGGAGGAAGUUCCCAAAACACCGGCAGAGAUUGAGCAGCAUCUGAGAUACUAUUCACUGACUGAUACUCCCUUGUCUCUGACAGAGUUUGACCGUCUCCUUUUCACCAGUGUUUACAGCGCCUAUCAGGUUCGCUCCAUUCAGGGUCUGGAUAAAACUCCCUGGAUUGGCUUUUUCUCUCAGCUGGUCGAUGAAAUCUUUCGUGACCUGUGCAAGGGGCUCUGCCCUGCAAAUACCACUCUUCUCCAGGCUUCCUGGCCUUGGAAGGAGAAGCCUUCACAUUUAGCAUCCCUGAAACAUUUCUAUCGCUCUAACCUGGCCAGGACCAAGAGAGACACCAAAUGA
Molecule: messenger RNA, 582 nt
Organism: Cinclus cinclus
Lineage: Eukaryota; Metazoa; Chordata; Aves; Passeriformes; Cinclidae
Gene: FAM180B
Product: family with sequence similarity 180 member B
Exons: 3
Coding region: 1-582 (193 amino acids)
Source: RefSeq, a predicted model, not a curated record